Molecule: messenger RNA, 447 nt
Organism: Laccaria bicolor S238N-H82
Lineage: Eukaryota; Fungi; Basidiomycota; Agaricomycetes; Agaricales; Hydnangiaceae
Exons: 5
Biological process (GO): termination of RNA polymerase II transcription
Cellular component (GO): nucleus; mRNA cleavage and polyadenylation specificity factor complex
Molecular function (GO): RNA polymerase II CTD heptapeptide repeat phosphatase activity
Source: RefSeq, a predicted model, not a curated record
GUAGUCUGCGCAAGUAAUCAGAAUCGGUCAAUGGAAGGACAUCAUGUCUUGUCCAAAGCAGGCUAUCAAGUUAUCUCUUCUGGCACCGGCUCAGCGGUACGAUUGCCUGGGCCAUCAAUAGACAAGCCCAACAUAUAUCCUUUUGGAACCCCGUAUAACACUAUUUACGAAGAGCUGAAUUCGAAGGACCCUCGUCUCUAUACGGCCAAUGGCCUCUUGCCCAUGCUUGACCGAAAUAGACGCUUGAAACUUGCCCCGGAACGAUGGCAGGAUAGCCGAACAGUGGCGGACAUUGUGGUGACAUGUGAAGAACGGUGCUUCGACGCGGUUUGCGAUGACCUGCUGACACGAGGAGGAGAAUUUAACAAGCCAGUGCACGUUAUCAAUAUGGAGAUCAAAGAUAAUCAUGAAGAAGCCCUGAUCGCUGGGAAGGCUAUGCUUGAUUUG